AUGGGAGAUUCUACUAACGAGUCCGAGUCGCUACAAGUCCGCAAGAAGAUCGUACCAGGCACUAUCGAUGUUCAUCCAACGGAUAAUGCCAUAGUAGUAAACUACACUGUUCAGGCAGCAAUUGUUGAAAAUGGACAGCUUGUUAUUGGUGAUAAGAGGAGCAGCCAAAAAGUAAUUCGAGUCAAGGCACUGCAUGCAAAUUCCAACAUUGCUAGUCUCGCACAGGAAGUGGUUGAUAAAUGCAAAUUGAUUCACGCAAAUCGACUUACAGAAGUUGAACAAAUUCUUUAUUAUCUCCAGCAACGACAGAUAGCUCACUGCUCAACCGAUGCAGUCGAGUCAGAUCGAGUCUGGCUGCGCAAGCAACUGGAUAAGGUGCGCAAGCCAAGUCUUGGUGACGAAGAAAAAAUAAAUAUGAAAGCCGUUCAGGAUGAACCAUCGUCUAUGUUUAAAAUGGACAAUUACAUUGAAGGUCUUUAUGAAGACAUUCCCGAAAAAGUAAAAUCCACUCGAAGUAUAUUGCAGCUAGCCAAGGUGCCAGAGAAUAUGAGACUGUUGAUUGAAAAUGAAUCACUCAUGAGCGCACUAUCUCGAGUGCUGAGAGAGGAUGGACGCAAAAGCAUGGAGUUGGUUACAAACAUUAUAUAUAUAUUCUUUUGUUUUUCAAAUUUUUCUGAAUUUCAUUCGAUUGUCACGGCCAAUAAACUUGGUGACAUGUGUCUUCGAUUGACCGAUCAGGAAGUUACCAGAUUUGAUUUAUGGGUUCAAGAUCUUCGCAAACUGGAAGCUAAUGUCUCGCAAGCACCAAAUGACAAAUCUUCCAUUUCAAAACUCGAUCAAGGAUAUCAAAAGUUUCAAAAUAUGCUACGCAAACAGGAUCAAUUAUUGUUUGUGUCAUUUCAUCUGCUACUCAAUCUUGCCGAGGAUACAGGCAUUGAAGUCAAGAUUGUCAAAAGAGAUAUUGUCAAGUAUCUUGUCGAUAUUCUUGAUCGCAAGACACCCGAGUUGCUCGUUUUGGCAAUCACUUUUCUUAAAAAGCUAAGCAUUUUCCGAGAAAAUGUAGACGAGAUGUUCAAACAUGCGGAUGAUCUUCUCCCCAAACUAGGAUUUUUGAUUGAUACUGAUAACAGUAGACUAAACAGCAUGACACAACGGCUUUUGUUAAAUUUAUCACACGAUUCAAGAUUCAGAAGUUUACUAGUACGACAAGAGUUUCAUCAAAAAUUAAGAGAUAUUUUCCACAGUCAAAAUUCGUCCAUGUUGACUCUUCAGCUGUUAUAUCAAUUAAGUAUUGACGAGCCAAGUCGGUUUUCUCCAAUUUUUUCUACAUGUAUACCCCAGAUUAUUCAAAUGAUUUUGGAAUACAAAGGAGAUCGAGUCAAUAUCGAAGUGAUGGCUUUUGCAAUCAAUAUGUCUACAGUUUUACGGAAUGCACAAAUCAUUUGUCAAGAUAAUGGAAUCAAGUUUUUGAUUAAAAAGGCAGUUAAAAGCAACGAUCCUCUGCUUUUUAAAAUGCUACGCAAUAUUUCUCAGCAUCCCGAUGAGAAUACUAAAAUGAUGUUUUUGGACUAUAUUGACGACUUGAUGCGUCUGAUGCUCAAAUCAAUGUCAAAUCCAGAUGUUCUAAUAGAAAUUCUUGGAAUUAUCGGAAACCUGACUAUUGCCGAGUUUGAUUUCAAAAAACUUGCAGUGGCCUACGAUCUUUUACAAUUUAUCAAAAACAUUUUUCAGACGUCCAUUGCAAAUACUCAAAUGGAUAGUAAAAGCUUUGGUAUUUCUGAAACCAAUAGAAAAAAUUCUGACUUGACCAAGAUCGAUGGAGUAUGCAAAAAUGACGAUUUGCUUCUUCAAGUAAUCAUUCUUUUGAGUACCAUGUCGUUGGAUGAAAAUAUUUCGCCCAUGGUUGCCACCACCAACAUAAUCCCGCUUUUGAUUGAAAUUAUGAUUGGCAAGUUGAUUAUUUUUGACGAGCUUCUUUAUGCACUGUUGGAAGAGGAUGAUGAAAUCAUCUUGCAAGUGUGCUAUUGCAUCUACCAGUUUCUUUUACACGAUUCAACCAGGACUAUUCUGAUUGGAAAAAGUGAUGUAGUUGGAUAUUUGAUUGAACUUUUGUAUGAUCGUAAUAUCGAAAUCCGCAAAGUGUGCGAUGCAUCGCUAAGCAUAAUUGGAGAGAUUGACGAAGACUGGAAUCGUAAGCUUCGACAACAAAAGUUUGCAUGGCAUAAUUCUGAAUGGAUUUCAAUGAUGACAGAAAUCCCCGGAUCCCCAUAUAGCGGUAUGGAUGAUAGCUCACUUAUGUAUGCUAAAAAUAGUAGCACAGAUCUUUCACUUGGCAACAGCGCAGGAUACCGUGGCGCUCUUUCUCCAGGAAUGUAUGAUAAUGACAGCGACGACGAGGAAGCAAGACAAAGUGGAAUCGGAGGAUCAAAUGCACUAUUGAAUGGACCUGGACUAUAUUAA
Messenger RNA from Batrachochytrium dendrobatidis JAM81, 2460 nucleotides. RefSeq lists its product as uncharacterized. Gene Ontology annotation, molecular function: kinesin binding. Lineage: Eukaryota; Fungi; Chytridiomycota; Chytridiomycetes; Rhizophydiales. The transcript has 15 exons. The coding region runs from base 1 to 2460 and encodes 819 amino acids. The record is from RefSeq and is a predicted model, not a curated record. Gene Ontology annotation, cellular component: kinesin II complex; ciliary transition zone; axoneme. Gene Ontology annotation, biological process: microtubule-based movement; cilium organization.